AUGACUCAGGGCUGGUCCCCGACCUUGGCACAUCAGGUGGAACAUGCGGGCGGAAGGUGGGAGGUCAUGAACUUCUCUUCAGCAGCCGUCGAGGCUUUUUUGAGGUUUCUUUACUCCGGAAAGUUGGCCACAAAUAUGACGGUUGCUAUUGAAGCAUCCCUGAUGGCGGAGAUCUAUGGCAUACAGGAGCCCUCAAAGAUUUGCGAAAAGAAGUUGAUGAAUGGCACGUCACUAUCUGAUGUUUAUGCCAUGCUGGAAGUGGCCCAUAGAUUUCCUGACGUCGGUGACACGCUGCGAGGGGCCUGCUUGAGAGCUCUCCUGGCAGAUCCUGAACAAAGCCUUCAAGAUGCGUGGCAGCUGAGUCCAAAGCUGCUCGAAGAGCUGCUGGCGACUGCCACGAAUGACAUUGGAGAUUAUGAGCUUGCCAAGAUGAUUCUCUCAUGGCAGGAGAAGAAUCCGAACCAAAGCUUUGCCACCAUGUUGCAGGCCCACGUGAGCUUGGGGGGCCUCAGCGAGGACCGCUACUCAGACAUUCGGACAUAUGCAGAGAAUGUUGGUCUGGGAUUUGCGGUGGAUCAGAUGUGGGCACACGCGCAGGCCGCUACAGGCGAUUGGACACCCGACCUCUUCAAGUACAUGGAAGCAAAAUGGCAAGAACAGUGCCAGGAACAUCGCCGCUCGAUGCCCUUUGUAGGCUGCUGGAUGAACCUGAUUCCGAGCAGCCUGGGCUGGAAGCCGCCUCAUCACUCACACGGGCCGCACAAGGCACAGGAGGAGGUCGCACGCAACGUGCUGAACCUGGAGCUUCAGCCAGGUGAAGCAAUGACUUGGUUCCUGCCCAUCCACACAAUCCAUGUGAGUGGUAUCAGCUUCACGGAGCCUGUAGCCGGAAUUGUUCCUAAUGGCGAAGCUUGUGUGGAAGUCUUCAGUUCCAGCAACGGAUGCACAUGGGACUUGCUGUGGUCUUCUGCACGUAACAACUUUUCCUGCCGCACGAAGGAGCGUGUCAGGUGGUUUAAGAUCAGUGCCAAGCAUGAGUUCUUCUCGAACAAGCUUCUGAUACAGGGGGUCGUUCAUGCCGGUUGA
Molecule: messenger RNA, 1086 nt
Organism: Symbiodinium pilosum
Lineage: Eukaryota; Dinophyceae; Suessiales; Symbiodiniaceae
Source: the annotation of a GenBank genome assembly